Molecule: messenger RNA, 792 nt
Organism: Rangifer tarandus platyrhynchus (Svalbard reindeer)
Lineage: Eukaryota; Metazoa; Chordata; Mammalia; Artiodactyla; Cervidae
Source: the annotation of a GenBank genome assembly
AUGGCCAGGCCGGCCGCCCCGGGCUCGGUAAUUGUCCCAGACUGGCACGAGAGCGCCCAGGGCAAGGAGUACCUGGCCUGCGUCCUGCGCAAGAGCCGCCGGCGGGUGUUUGGGCUGCUUGAGCGACCAGUGCUUCCCCCGCCUGUGGCCAUCGACACUGCCAGCUACAAGAUCUUCGUGUCUGGGAAGAGUGGCGUGGGCAAGACAGCACUGGUAGCCAAGCUGGCUGGCCUGGAGGUGCCCGUGGUGCACCACGAGACCACUGGCAUCCAGACCACCGUGGUGUUUUGGCCGGCCAAGCUGCAGGCCAGCAACCGCGUCGUCAUGUUCCGCUUCGAGUUCUGGGACUGCGGGGAGUCUGCACUCAAAAAGUUCGAACACAUGCUGCCGGCUUGCAAGGAGAAUGCAGACGCGUUCCUCUUCCUCUUCUCCUUCACUGACCGGGCCUCCUUUGAAGACCUCCCUGGACAGCUGGCCCAAGUAGCCGGCGAGGCUCCUGGCGUGGUCAGGAUGGUCAUCGGCUCCAAAUUCGACCAGUACGUGCACACCGACGUGCCCGAAAGGGACCUUGCGGCCUUCCGGCAGGCCUGGCCGCUGCCCCUGCUGCGGGUGAAGAGCGUGCCGGGGCGGCGGCUGGCGGACGGACGCACGCUAGACGGCCGGGCCGGGCUGGCCGACGUCGCCUAUGUGCUCAACAGCCUGGCGGACCAGCUGUGGCAGCAGGACCAGGCGGCGGCUGGCCUGCUCCCCGCCCCAGGGGGCCGCCCCGCCCCAGAGGCAGCCGGCUCCUGA